UUCUAAAAUAAACUAUAUAAAUAAACCUUAAAGAGAGUAAAAAAAAAGAAAAAAAAGAAUAGGUUUUUGUUCCGUUUUGUUGGGAAUCUGAUAAUCCAAAAGGAAGAGGCCGCAGACACACAAAUAAAAAGAACAGAGAGAGAGAUAGAGAGCGGAGAAGAGAUGGGGAGUGAAAGCAAACACGAAGGGGGAGUUAUGCUGAUACCGGGAGCGUCAAAAAAGGUAGUGCAGAAUAUUAAAGAGAUUGUUAACAAGAAUUGUACGGACGCAGAGAUCUACUCAGUACUUUGCGAUUUUAAUAUGGACGCUGAUGCCGCUGUUCAAAACCUCCUUAAUCAAGAUCCUUUUCAUCAAGUGAAGAGCAAACGUGAAAGAAGAAAAGAGAUGAAGGAAACACAAGAAUCAAUGGCUCGGGGUAAUAACAAUGGUUAUCAUGGAGUUAAAGCUGGUGGUGAAUAUAAUUUUGGGCCUGUACCAUGCCAAAUCAGCGAUAAUGACCUUGGUAAAGCUGCAUAUAGGAAAGAGAAUGGGUCGGCUGCUCAUCCGGGGCCUUCAUCAACUUUAAUAUAUCGUGUGAAAUUGAAAAAUGAGCAGCCUUCAUCCAACAAUGAUUCUUGCAAUCCUGAUGACAGCAGGCAAACUAAAGCUACAGGAACUGGAGAUACCAUUUUGUCAUCUGCCCAAUUGUCAUCAAGAACUCAAGCUGCUUGGUCAGGAGGUACUACAGGACAUGUUUCAAUGGCUGACAUUGUUAGGAUGGGUAGGCCGCGCAGCAAAGGUUCCCAAAAUACGAUGGACACUUCUUGCACACCUCAAGAUGUAGUAGGUUCAGUAAACUCAUCCCAGUACUGUCAUAAAUCUUCAUGUGAUUCCUCUCCAUCUCCACCAGAAAUGCACAAAUGUCUGCAAUGCCCACAUCCUUCUCAGGUGCCUGAGACAAUUCACGAGUCUGGUGUUGCUGCAAGCUCUCAUGAUGAAUGGCCAGUGUUUGAGCAGCAAACAGCUGCUGACCACCAAUUAGAGGAGGUACAAGCAUCAGAUAGGGAUGCUGCUAACAAGAAUCCAGGUUCUUAUUGUGCUGAAUCUGCCUUUUCAUGUAGAGGACAGGAAAAUGUGAAUACUGUUGUAGGUGAUUCUCAUAGGGGUGAUUGUUUACUGAAGGAUAAAACUUACGAUUCUCGGAGCUGCAUGGAUGAUCACUGUGAAGGAACUGGAAGUGGCUUCCAUUUACGUUUUCCAAAUUGUGCUGCACCUUUGAAUGAUGAAGUAUCAUCAGCUGCUGUGAACUUGCAGCAGCUAAGUUUGGGGAAGGAGGAGCCUGCAUUGCCUCCAUCUGAGGAUAAUCAUGCGGUGGUGUUUCCUGAUUAUAUGCAAGCCUUUGCUGCUGACUGGUCACAUUUGAGUUUUGGUACAUACAAAUCUGGGGCUUACAAUGCAGUUUCUGGGGGCUCAAUAGCUUCAACUCCUGUAAAAACUAACUUGGAGGAGACUUCUGCAGCAGCAAAUAGUUCAUCUGCUCUGUGCAAGGAGAUCAGAAAUCCAGAGCACCUUGAUGAGUACCUUCGAGAUGAGCAACUCAGAUCCAUAUCCAAUACACAUCGAUUUACUGCAGGUGUUGGGAUUAAUAACAUGCAUGUAUAUUCACAGCAAGAGCUAAUGAGACAAAACAUUCAUGAAGUAUCCCAUAGGCACAAAUACACCCAUCCAUCAUCUGUACCUGAUUCUAAUUUUAAGAAAACCCAAGAACGGGAUUGUCCCUUGAGUGUUAGGAUACAUCCACAAGCUAGGAACCUUUCUUCUCUUCAUAUGGAACUGCAAGCUAGGGCAACAACUAUACCAAUGGAUAUGUUUGCAUCAAGUAUUCAAUCUUCAAGAGGUUCUGAUUAUGCUUCAUCUUUCCUUGGAACCCAAUCAAUGCCCUCAAGAUUUGAUAGUACUGUAUCAUCCACUGGCAAUCCAGCCAUCUCCCAGUCAGAGAUUCCGAGCCGGGUUGCUUUUUCUCUACCUAUGUCAUAUUCACCGACACUGCCCAGUGCUAAUAUUGUCCCACAAACCACACUUCCCCAGCAUCCGUCAACUAAUUUGCACAAUCAGUCUAUUGUUUCCUUGGAAGAGCUGGCCAAUUUGACUGGCUAUCCUGCUAUGCCUCGGAACUAUGCUCGUAAUCCAUCUGCUUUUCAGCAAGCUUAUCAAGAUAGCACUGUGUUCCAUGAUUCCCUGUCAAACAUGGGCUACAGCCACGCACAAUACAAAACAGGUGUUUCCAGGAGCAAUUUGCCCUUGUCUGAUGUGAACAUUUCUGGUUAUGGAGGUUUAGGGAUCCCUGCCAACUCUCCUGGAGCCAUUUUGCAAGCUGCUGCCCCUACUGGUUCUGCAGGUGGCUAUGAUAUUUUCCAUUCUCAGUAUCAAGAGAGAAAUAAUUUCACCACACGUCAACAGGUAAUGAAUGAUGGCUCUUCAAGAACGAUGGCAGCCCUCCUAGACAACGGAUAUUUGAGUUUGACUGGACAGAGUCAACCGCUUUCUGAAUAUCCACAAGGUCAGCAGCAGCGCUCACAUGAUCAUAGGUCCCUAUUGCACACACAUAAUUAUCAACAAGGUCAGCAGCUCUCACAGGAUUACGGUGCUCCAUUUCAUCAUGCAAAUGCUUAUCCUUCUCAAGCCGGAAUUCGACCAGAACAACCACGCCAAAGCCUUAGUGACCUUAGUAGUUCUCAAGGGCCUGCACCCGAGCAAUUACAACAUCUCUGGCAGCAGAGCUACUUAUCAUCUAAUUGAUCACACCACUUUGAAUGAACAGCUGCUGAUGGUUCCUGUAUCUCCUUUUGUGGCGAGUUAAAAAGUGGCAAGCUAGGUUGUUUUUUGCAGUUAAAAGUUAAUCUGUCCAAUUUGUAAAUGCUUUAAACAGGUUUAUCCAAUGCCUCAGUUUUGAGAUGCAGCACCGCACCCAAGUAUUUUACCAAA
This is a messenger RNA of Populus nigra (black poplar), 2964 nucleotides long. RefSeq lists its product as uncharacterized. Gene Ontology annotation, molecular function: protein binding. NCBI's taxonomy places the organism in Eukaryota, Viridiplantae, Streptophyta, Magnoliopsida, Malpighiales, Salicaceae. Bases 163 to 2778 code for a protein of 871 amino acids. The transcript has 11 exons. The record is from RefSeq and is a predicted model, not a curated record.